Molecule: messenger RNA, 2604 nt
Organism: Malassezia restricta
Lineage: Eukaryota; Fungi; Basidiomycota; Malasseziomycetes; Malasseziales; Malasseziaceae
Product: serine/threonine-protein kinase
Exons: 1
Coding region: 1-2604 (867 amino acids)
Biological process (GO): microtubule cytoskeleton organization; protein phosphorylation; intracellular signal transduction
Cellular component (GO): cytoplasm
Molecular function (GO): tau-protein kinase activity; ATP binding; protein serine/threonine kinase activity
Source: RefSeq, a predicted model, not a curated record
AUGUCGGUAGCCGACCCGGUGGUGUGCGAGAGCACGGUUGCGAUGCACGACGAGCCUACGAUCGCGGCGAUGGACCUGCCGAUCGCGUCGCCCGCCGCGCAGCAGUACUUUGCGGCGCACCCGCGUCGCCCGCACGUGUACUUUGGCGACUACCUGCUGCUGCAGACGCUGGGCGAGGGCGAGUUUGGCAAGGUCAAGCUGGGCGUGCACCGCCACUUUGGCGAGGAGACGGCGAUCAAGCUGAUCAAGCGCGAGAUGGUGGCGGCGGCGGAGGAGCACCAGGCGGACGGGAGCAAGAUGAGCAAGGUCGAGCGCGAGAUCUCGGUGCUGCGCCUGCUGCGCCAUCCCAACAUUGUGCAUCUGUACGAGGUGAUUGAGUCGGAGCGGUACAUCGGCAUCGUGCUCGAGUACGGCGCGGGUGGCGAGCUGUUUGACUACAUUCUCGCGCAAAAGUGCCUCAAGGAGCGCGAGGCGUGCCGCCUCUUUGCGCAGCUCGUCUCGGGCGUCUCGUACCUGCACCGCAAAAAGAUCAUCCACCGCGACCUGAAGCUCGAGAACCUGCUCCUCGACCGCCACCGCAAUGUGAUCAUCACCGAUUUUGGCUUUGCGAACAAUUUCAGCGCCCGCAGCAACGACCUGAUGGCGACGAGCUGCGGCAGUCCGUGCUACGCGGCGCCCGAGCUCGUCGUGCAGGACGGCAUGUACGUCGGCGCGGCCGUCGACGUGUGGUCGUGCGGCGUGAUCCUGUAUGCCAUGCUCGCCGGCUACCUGCCGUUCGACGACGACCCCGCGAACCCUGACGGCGACAAUAUCAAUAUGCUGUACAAGUACAUUAUGGCCACCCCUCUUUCCUUCCCCGACUAUAUCACCGCCGAGCCGCGCUCCCUGCUCCUGCGCAUGCUCGUGCCGGACCCCGCGAAGCGCGCGACGCUCGACGAGGUCAUGGCCCACCCGUGGCUCGCGCCGUACCGCGACCUCUUCCACUUCUCCGUCGAGGAGCUUGAAAGCGCCGCUGUCGAGCAGCAGGCGCAGAAGCGCCAGGCGUUCCGCGACCAGAUGGUCCAGCCGUCCAAGAGCGCCAUGCCGCCGUCGCUGUCCCUCCCUGCCGUGCCGGCGCGCGAGCCGGACGCGGUGCCUGUGUCGGCGACGCUCCCAGCGCUGCCGACCGCGCCGGCUGUGCCGACCGAGGCGCCCAAGCGCAAGAGCGAGGCAGACGAGCCCAAGGCGCGCACCAAGCCGCGCGUCAGCGACGCCGAGCGCCCGUGGUCGUGGCAUGCGCCGCCCAAGAGCGCACCGCGUCCCGAGUCGCGCCUAGCACCGCCGCUGUCGUACCAACAUGGCGGCAUGACGAUGCUCGCGCCCGUGUCUGUGCCGCGUCGUGACGGACCGACGUCGUUCGGCCAGGAGCCACCGAGUCUGACGUCCUUCCUCCCGCCGAUGUGGAACGACAAGCGGCCGCGCAAGGCGUCGCUGCCGAAGGACGAGGCGGCGCCCCCCGUGGCGGCGCCCGACGCCGCGGCACCGCCGCGAGCGAGGCCGACGUCCCUGCCCAUGCCGCCGCCCGUGCCGCCUGUGCCGGCGGCGCCCGCCGUCGCGGCACCGCCGCUCGUCUUUCCCCCGCAAACGCGGCCGACGUCGAUGCCCGUGCCGGCGCCCGCGACCGAGCCUCUCGCCCCCGCUGCGCCUCCUGCCCCCGCUGCGCCUCUCGCCCCUGCCCCCGCCGUGUCGUUCGCGCGCACGUCGCUGGAUACCUCGCGCGAGACGCCCGUCCGCCGCACUACGUGGUGGCCGCGCCUGCCAGGUGCAGCGCCCGAGGAACGGCCGCGCCCCAAGUCGAUGGACGUCGAGCGGCCGCUCUCGCUCGAAGAAGAGCGCGUGCAGUGGCAGCGCCGCGAGGCGGAGCGACUCGAGUCGGAGCGCGCCGAGCGCCAGCGCCGCGACGCGGUACGCGAAGAGCAGGCCGAGCUGGACCAGGGCUACCGCCAGGCGCGCGACCGCCUCGAGGGACAGUACCAGCGCCAGCGGCAAGUGAGCAUCCUCGAAGUCGCGGGCGCGAUGGAAAAGCGACUCAGCGCGCAUGUCGGCACGGUCGAUCCAGCGGCGCUGACGACGCGGCAUCCCGACGAGGUGUUUGCCGAGAUCCUCGACGUGCUGCACCGCAUGGGCAUCGCCGUGCGCCGCACGCGCGGCGAGCUCGUCGUCGAGUGCCUGCGCCCCAAGCGCCUGAACGCGCUCGAGCGCCUCUUUGCGAGCCGGCGGCAGGAACAGGCGCGCCAAAAGUGGGUCAAGGGCGGCGCACCCGCGCCGCCGCGUGUCUCGGACGUCGAGCGCGGCAUGCACCGCCUGAGCGUCAGCGGCCUGCCGGCGUCCCACACCGCGCAGUCGCUCGACGCGUUCGCCGCGCCGAGCACCGCGCCCGAGUACGGCAGCGCAGCGUCGAGCGACGGCGGCCACGAGGUGCGCUUCGCCGUCGGCAUCACUCGGAUCCCGCGUCUCCAGGGGCUGUACAGCGUCGACAUUCGCCGCCUCAAGGGCAACGCAUGGUCCUACAAGUUUGUCUAUGAUACCUUGCUCCAGCGCCUCGAUCUCGGUAGUCAUGUGUAG